GGAUGGCGCAUCCGGAGGCCCGGUCGUACUGUAUUUGAUCCACUGCCGCCGUGCCCAAUUGGAAUGUCGUACUCGACUUCAGAGUGUGCUCCGCACAUGGUACGUGUAUCAUUCUUGGAACGCGCCAAUCACUCCCACGGCUCGGGGGACGGGGGAUGCUCCGUGCCGCUAGUGCACCACUCCACCAAUUACCUGCUGUGGUACAGAUAUGAUCAAAAGACUCCUGUCGGUUCUUCCAAGGGCUAUGGCAGCUUCCCUUCCCCCGGUCACGUCUGAUUGCAAGCCUAUCCUGUCAACUACUGCUCAAGCCGCGCGCGCGGGCACAUUGACUUUGGGACCAUGUACGGAGGAGACAAUUUUAGCCUGCCGGCAACGUCCCGGUACCACACAUGGGCGGCCCACAGAGGCUCAACCUGACAGCGCAGGGGCCUGCCAGCACCACGGCAUAUUGCUUAGUGCGGAAAAGUCGGGCGUGCCGCAACCCAAACUCCCAAGACACAGCAACCGAGUUACAGGGAUCUCAGAGAUUUGUCGGUGGUAUGUGACUUGCGAUGUAGAUCGAUGUCAAAUUACCAAGGCAAAAUCGAGAGGCGGGCGCCAGAUCAAUUACUCGUUGGAGGGUGGUCUCCGAUGACCUGAUCUUGUCGGAGUACAACACCGGUUGACUAUGAUUGGUCCAAGCAGGAACAGGAAUAUCAGGCGGACAAAUGGGCCGUUCCUGCCUGAAGACGACUUACGACGAAAAAGUCUGGACGGUGAACUUUGCCAA
Messenger RNA from Colletotrichum navitas, 769 nucleotides. RefSeq lists its product as uncharacterized. The coding region runs from base 209 to 634 and encodes 141 amino acids. NCBI's taxonomy places the organism in Eukaryota, Fungi, Ascomycota, Sordariomycetes, Glomerellales, Glomerellaceae. The transcript is spliced from 2 exons. The record is from RefSeq and is a predicted model, not a curated record.